Messenger RNA from Phyllopteryx taeniolatus (common seadragon), 2249 nucleotides. It is a transcript of the gene coro6, whose product is annotated as coronin 6. The transcript is spliced from 11 exons. NCBI's taxonomy places the organism in Eukaryota, Metazoa, Chordata, Actinopteri, Syngnathiformes, Syngnathidae. Gene Ontology annotation, molecular function: actin filament binding. Bases 384 to 1793 code for a protein of 469 amino acids. The record is from RefSeq and is a predicted model, not a curated record. Gene Ontology annotation, biological process: cell migration; actin filament organization.
CUGCUUACUCGGCCCACCCCUGCACUAGAAGCUUCCAGCUGAUCAUCAUCAUCGUCAUCAUCAUCAUCAUCAGCUGGACCCGAGUGGGCCCGUCUCACACCGCCUUCACGACGAGAAGCACCCGCCUGCUGGUCAACGGACAGUGACGUGUCCCAUUUCCCCGAACACAAGAAGCAGCUUCCAAAAUAGACGGUGACCCAACCCACCCCCUCAUCACCCACCCACCCAGCCCGCCCAGUCCAGCCGUCGUCCUCUGCCCGCCUCUUCUGUCGUCGUGUGGGGAGGACACACGCAGUCGCCUCAGCGGGCCCGCGCUAGAACCAGAACCACAAGCAACAUCUCCGGUCCAGUCAGGGUACAGGGGUCUCCCCAAAACCUGAGCCAUGAGUCGCAGCAUCGUGCGGCAGAGUAAGUUCCGCCAUGUCUUCGGCCAGUCCGUCAAGGCCGAGCAGAGCUACGAUGACAUCCGUGUCUCUAAGGUGACGUGGGACAGUUCCUUCUGCGCCGUCAACCCUAAAUUCCUGGCCGUUAUCGUGGAGUCAAGCGGGGGUGGAGCGUUCCUUGUCAUUCCCCUCGCAAAGAUGGGUCGCGUGGACAAGAACUACCCUCUGGUCAUCGGACACUCUGGACCCGUCCUCGAUAUCGACUGGUGUCCCCAUGACGAUAACAUGUUGGCCAGUGGCUCAGAGGACUGCACCGCCAUGGUGUGGCAGAUUCCCGAUCACUCGCUGGUGCGCCCCCUCACUGACCCUGUUGUCGUACUGGAGGGUCACUCGAAGCGCGUUGGCAUUGUCAGCUGGCACCCGACCACACGCAACAUACUACUCACUGCGGCCAGUGACAACCUGAUAAUCGUCUGGAAUGUGGGAACGGGGGAGCCGCUUAUCUCCAUGGACGACCACCCUGACCUCAUCUACAGCAUCAGCUGGAACAGGAACGGAAGCCUGUUCUGCACCACCUGCAAGGACCGCCGCCUGCGCGUAUGUGACCCCCGCAAGGCCGACGUGGUGGCGGAACGCUUGGCUCCUCAUGAGGGCAUCCGACCCAUGAGGGCCAUCUUCACUAGAGACGGGAACAUCUUCACCACAGGAUUUACCAGGAUGAGCCAGAGGGAGCUCGGACUCUGGGACCCGACCAAUUUUGAGGAGCCGAUCGCACUGUUGGAGUUGGACACGAGUAAUGGCGUCCUGUUACCGUAUUACGACCCAGACGCCAAUAUGGUGUACUUGUGCGGCAAGGGAGACAGCAGCAUCCGUUACUUUGAGAUCACAGAGGAACCGCCCUACGUGCACUACCUCAACACCUUCAGCAGCAAAGAGCCGCAGCGGGGGAUGGGCUUCAUGCCCAAGAGGGGUGUGGAUGUCAGCAAGUGUGAGAUCGCCAGGUUGUACAAGCUACAUGACAAGAAGUGUGAGCCCAUCACAAUGACUGUGCCUAGAAAAUCGGACCUCUUCCAGGACGACCUGUAUCCGGACACGGCCGGGCCGGAGCCCGCCAUGGAGCCCGAGGAGUGGUUGGAGGGGCGCGACCAAGACCCCGUGCUGGUGUCCAUGAAGGAGGGCUACGUGCCACCGAAGAGUCGGGAGCUCAAAGUGUCCAGGAAGAGCCUGCUGGACUCCAGGCCCGUCCCCCGCCGCAGCAUGUCCACGUGCGAUGCCGCCAGACUGCCGCCAGAGCUGCUUGAGAGACUGCUGGAGGAGAUCCAGCACUUGAAGGCGACAGUGUCGUCUCAGGAGAAGAGAAUCUGUGACUUGGAGAACAAACUGUCCCAGUAUGCCAACGGGAUGGCCUGACGGAUUGCACUCGUGCGCCCCCUCCAGGAGCGGUUGUAAAGUGCUACGCAAAGCUGCAGUGGUGCCGCAGCACAGUGCUCCGAGGUAGCGCCGUGCUGGAACAUAAUCCACAUUGCAGUGAGACGACUGUGGAUUGAACAGACCUUUAACCCCAGAGUCAAACUCUACUUCGUGUUUUUCUUCCAAAUAGGGACAAGGGCUGAAGGUUUGAGGGACACGCUAAGCUGACAAAGUCAAUGAAAAAAAAGGGAUGAACAUCUUCCUGCUUGGAAAGCACAGCAGUGAAUAAGUUUGAAAAAGUAACAACCCCUUAAUUUUCUACAUCAGCUCAUCUCACAGUCCUUCAUGACGACAUGUAAAUAGACACAAAGGAGAGAAAACGCAUUGAACUUGUAGCAAAAUGUUAAGUCCUGUAAAAGAUUUGACACACGACAACAGAAUAAAGUGUUUUUUACA